CCGCAGACGGGAGGCCUCGGGACUCAGGCUCGGAGAUGGCGGCGAAUCCACCGGCCGCGGAAAGCGGCUCCUCCCGCCGCUGCCUGGCCACCCAGUACUUCAAUGAGGAGGAGAAUAACGCGAUGGAGAGCCUGACAACCAGCGAGCGGGUGGUGGAUCUGUUGAAUCAGGCGGCACUCAUCGCCACGGAUAACAAGAUCAGCAUUCUCAAACAGGUUCAGGAGCUGAUUUUGAAUAAGGAUCCCACACUGCUCGACAACUUUCUGGAUGAAAUUAUUGCCUUUCAGUCGGAUAAAUCUGUCGACGUCCGUAAGUUUGUGAUUGGAUUCAUGGAGGAGGCGAGUAAGCGGGAUAAUGAGCUGCUGCCGAAGUUAAUCGCCAACCUCAACAUGCUGCUAAAGAAUGAGAAUGUCAAUGUGGUGAAGAAGGUUAUCUUGACCAUGACCCAGCUGUACAAGGUGGCUCUCCAGUGGAUGGUGAAGUCACGGGUUAUCAGUGAAAUACAGGAGGCAUGUUGGGACAUGGUUAGCAACAUGCAGGAUGAUAUUGUGUUGAUGCUGGACUCUGACAAUGAUGGAAUCCGCACUCAUGCCAUUAAAUUCAUCGAGAGUUUGAUUAUCACGCUGUCGCCUCGCACCCCAGAUUCAGAUGUCCCCAAACGGCAGGAGAAUGAUAUUAGCCUGGAUCGUAUUGUGAAGGAUCACUCUUACAUCAAUGCCAGCAGUCUUCAGGAAGAGGGUAAAAUGGCGCUGGAACAACUCCUGAAAUUCAUGGUACAUCCUGCCAUUUCCAGUAUCAACCUGACCGCCGCGUUGGGCUCUUUGGCCACCAUUGCGAGACAACGCCCCAUGUACAUGUCUGAGGUCAUCCAAGCAUAUGAGACCCUUCACGCCAACCUGCCCCCGACGCUGGCCAAAUCCCAGGUCAGCAGUGUGCGGAAGAACUUGAAGCUGCACCUGCUGAGCGUGCUGAAGCACCCGUCCUCCUUCGAGUUCCACGCCCAGAUCACCACCCUGCUCCUGGACCUCGGCACGCAGCAGCAGGAGAUUGCCCGCAACAUGCCAAACCUGAAGGAUGUGAGGAAACGGCACCGAGAGGAGGCUGACCAGGGCAUGAAGAAAAUCAAGAUCGAGCCGCUGGGCGAGGAUGAAGACGACAAGGAUCUCGAACAAGCAGCUGCUUCUACAUCUAAGCCGUCUUCGUCCCAGAGCACGCAGUCUGCCAUUGACGUCACAGCCCAGUUUCUAAUGCCACUGCUUUUGCCGGAGAAUGUGGCGAACCUGGUUUUGAUCAGCAUGGUGUACCUCCCAGAUGUGAUGCCAGCCUCCUUUCAGGCCACCUACACACCAGUAGAGUCAGCAGGAACAGACGCUCAGAUAAAACACUUAGCCCGACUCAUGGCCACGCAGAUGACAUCAGCAGGACUUGGACCAGGAGUUGACCAGAUGAAGUUCCAGUCAGAUGACGACCUGAAACACGGGAAAGAUGUUAAAAGUGAGGGAUUGGUUAUCAAACGGCGGUACUCCACGCUGAGGCAAGGCCAGGCAAUCUCUGUUGUCGGAGCACCUUUUACACAACCCACAAAGGAAGAGGAACUGCAAGCAAAGCGCCGUGCGGAACCCAUUUUGCAAUCAAACCAGUCAAGGCCGGGACAGAGUGGACGGAAGAAGGUUUUCCGACUGGGAGACGUUGUUCAGCAGCUGCCUGCCGAUAAGAUAGACAAGCUGAAGCUCGGAGCCGUGCAGCGCAUCCUCAGAGCGGAGAAAGCGGUGGCGCGAGGCGGAGCUGGACCGAUUCGUGUGAAGAUCCUGGCACGCCUCGUGACGCAGUUUGAUGGGAAGAUGAAAGGCAAGAUGAUGGAUUUCAUCCUGGAGGACAUCCGGAGCCGCGUCGACCUGGCGUUUGCCUGGCUGUACCAGGAGUACAACCUGUACCUCGGCCAGUGGCCCAGCGGCAACCUGAAGAAUUACGAUGAGUGUCUGACCAGCCUACUGUCAGGGCUUCAGGAGAAACCAGACCAAAAGGACGGGCUGUUUACCAAGCUGGUCCUGGAAGCUCCAUCUAUAACUGACAGUGCGUUGGAGGUGAUCCGCAGAUACUGCGAGGAUGAGACUCGCAUUUACCUGGGAAUGUCGACGCUCAGGGAUCUGAUCUUCAAACGGCCCUCGAAACAGUUGCAGUACCUUCACGUGCUGCUUGAUUUGAGCUCUCACGAGAAGGAUAAGGUCCGCUCACAGGCGCUGAUGUUUGUUAAAAGGAUGUACGACAAGGAGCAGCUGCGUGAGUACAUUGAGAAGUUUGCCCUGAAUUACUUGCAGCUGCUGGUUCAUCCCAACCCACCCUCCAUCCUCUUUGGCGCUGACAAAGACACAGAGGUGGCAGCCCCUUGGACGGAGGAGACGGUGAAACAAUGUCUAUACCUGUACCUUGCCCUGCUUCCCCAGAACCACAAACUCAUUCACGAGCUUGCUGCCGUCUACACUGAGGCCAUCGCUGAUAUUAAGCGCACCGUUCUGCGUGUCAUUGAGCAGCCGAUCCGAGGCAUGGGGAUGAACUCGCCUGAGCUGCUUCUGCUAGUGGAGAACUGCCCGAAAGGAGCAGAAACCCUCGUGACUCGUUGCCUACACAUCUUAACGGACAAAGUUCCUCCAUCGCCUGAGCUGGUAAAACGAGUCCGCGAUCUCUACCACAAGAGGGUCCCAGACGUCCGCUUCUUGAUCCCCGUGCUUAACGGCCUUGAGAAGGUGCAAUUCGGUGAACACUGGCUAUCCUGCUGGACCUUACUCUCGUGGCCUUUCUCUGUACACAAGGCCAGUGUGGUCAGCAGUUUAUUUGCCUUCGGUGUGGGGUGGGUGGAGAAUCUCACCUCCGGGAUCCUGAUCCUGUCCCUGUAUGCAUCUUUCGAACAGGGGGCACCGGAUGCUGAUCACGAAAAGGAACUAUGGUCGAAAGAAGUAAUCCAGGCACUGCCCAAAUUGAUUAAACUCAACCCCAUUGUGGUGAAGGAGGUCUUUAACCGGCUCCUGGGAACCACGCAUGUAGGUGAAGGAGUAUCGGCGGCAAUUUCACCUCUGACCCCAGGUGACCUGCUGAUAGCCCUGCAUAACAUAGACUCAACCAAAUGUGACAUGAAGUCUAUAAUUAAAGCUACGAACCUGUGCUUCGCGGAGCGGAACGUGUACACGUCAGAGGUUCUUGCUGUUGUGAUGCAACAGCUGAUGGAACAGAGCCCGCUCCCUAUGCUGCUGAUGCGAACAGUUAUUCAGUCGCUUACUAUGUACCCGCGGCUUGGGGGUUUUGUCAUGAACAUCCUGUCCCGGCUCAUCAUGAAACAGGUUUGGAAAUAUCCCAAGGUGUGGGAAGGCUUCAUUAAAUGCUGCCAGCGAACAAAACCUCAGUCCUUCCAGGUGCUGCUGCAACUCCCACCCACUCAACUCGCCAAUGUUUUCGAGAAGUGCCCGGAGCUUCGUGAACCACUCUUGACGCACGUGCGAUCUUUCACACCCCACCAGCAAAAUCACAUUCCGAAGUCAAUAAUGACUGUGCUGGAGGCCAACUCGAAGCCAGAUGUGGAGACUAUGGAGCCUAAGCCAAUGAAUGAGGAGGAGGUGCAGCAUCUUACCAUUGCUCACACACAGAAGGAUCUGAUCACCAUGCGCUUGGCACAAGAGAAAGCCUUGAAGAGAAAACUGGAGGAGGAGCAGAAGCUCAAACAGCAGCAGCAGCUGGCUGCCCAGCUGCACCCACUCCAGACUGUCCCAGCCCCCCAACUGCAGACUGUCCCAGCCCCCCAACUGCAGACUGUCCCAGCCCCCCAACUGCAGACUGUCCCAGCCCCCCAACUGCAGACUGUCCCAGCCCCCCAACUGCAGACUGUCCCGGCCCCCCAACUGCAGACUGUCCCGGCCCCCCAACCCCAGACCGUCCCGACCCCCCAACCCCAGACCGUCCCAGCGCCCCCAUUCCAGACCGUCCCGGCCUCCUCAUUCCAGACUGUCCCAGUGCCCCAACUCCAGACUGUCCCGGCCCCCCCGCUCCAGACUGUCCCAGCACCCCCGCUCCAGACUGUCCCGGCCCCUCUUAGCUUGAUCAUCCCAGGCCCCCCAAUCCAGACCGUGCCAGCCCCUCUGAGCCUGAUUGUUCCAGGGCCCCCCAGCCAGGCUGCCUCCAAGUCUCCCACCCAGGCCAUUUCGCCCCCCACAAGCGAGGUUGCCUCCAAGUCUCCCACCCAGGCCAUUUCAGCGCCCCCCAGCCAGGCAGUCCCAAGUCAACCGACCACACCCUCUGCGGUAGCACUGAAGGAUGAACCAAUGGAAAUCAGCAGCAGUGUUCCUGAUCCAGUUGUUAGCAGAGAGACCGAGAACCCGACAAUCAUCAUCAACGUGAAGGACGAGGAGGAGGGACCGAUGGCUUUAGAUGAGACAUCCCAUGGGAUGGUCGUCAUGGAUACUGAUUCCGCUGCAGGAGAACACACCGGCCAGCAGCCAGUCCUCCACGAGGUGGGACACCUGGUGGCACGGGACCACGGGGACGUCACGGAGCAGGUCAUCCUGGUCAGGGAUGAGCCUGUGUCGGCAGGCAAGCCGGCGCCCAGCAGCGAGCAGUCGGCUAACCUGCCAGAGGAGCCAAUGGAGCAAGGUGCAGAGUCGGGAGGGGUGCCGGCGGAGAAAGUUGGCGAAGACGCAGAUAAGGAGCAGGCGGUUGCCAACGACGCUCAGCAGCCCAUCACCAAACGCAAAUCUGCUUUGAGGAAAGGCAGCUAAAGAACUUGAGCAGAAAUUUCAGCCAUUAGCGUUUACGUAGUUGUCUCGUCUCAGCUAGUUCAUCAAUAGCAGCCGAAUACUGACUGAAAGGGACAGAUAAAAGCCAUACAUUUUGAGGGAAAGAGGGAACCUGUGGUCUUACCUCAGGCUUCCUUUUUCCUGGUCUUUAAUUCAUGCACGGAUCCGAUUUAAGUUUUUUUAAAAACACAGUGAGGUCCAACUAGCAGUAAUUAAAUAAAUACCAGUCUGCCUGUUUUGAUGGUGUUGGUUGAGGGAGGAUUGUUUUCCGGUCCUGUUCCUCUAUGGGUGUGGUGGACCAAGAUUGUUCACUUCAGCUAGGCAGGCUUCUUCAACAGUGCAGCACUCUCUCGUUACGGCACCGAAAUGUCAGUUCUGACUACAGGUUCGAGAGCACCCGAAUGGGACUUGAACCCACAGUCUUUUUGACUGCUGACACCCAGCUGACUCUCGAUGCCCUUCAGAGCUGAUGAGCUGAUUGUGAGGGCAGGCCCUAUUGGAAAUGUUUGACUGACUCCCAAUCGCAGGGGAUUGUAAUCGACAUGAUGCGGGAGAGCCCACUGGGCCGAUUGUUGGCAAGUGUACACCAGUGUGGAAUGUGGGGCCACAUCUGACCCUUGUACAUCUCGGAGUCUGGAUUGAGCAUGCACAUCAACUGCCUCUCAAUUCAUCCUGUCGUGUUCAGCCUGGUCCAUUUGUGUUCUGCCCACUCUGGAUCUGAAUAUAUUCCUUGUGCGUUUGUAACCGAUUUAAUUAAAACCUGUUUCAGUCCAACUCUCAAAGGCUCGAGCAGGGUCUUGUUUCCUUUUAAACUCAAGUGAAAGUAUUUCUUGUUUUUUAAUUAAAAAAAAUAAAACAUUGGUGGAACGUGACUUUUUGAGUUUCUGUCAAACCUGUGUACAGAGUGAGACCAGUGUGCUGUCAAACUUUACAUCUGAAGCUGUAAGAAUAUGAAAAUGAAUAAAAGAUUGAAGUGUAUUAGAAUUUCAAAAUG
Molecule: messenger RNA, 5775 nt
Organism: Carcharodon carcharias (great white shark)
Lineage: Eukaryota; Metazoa; Chordata; Chondrichthyes; Lamniformes; Lamnidae
Gene: sympk
Product: symplekin
Exons: 27
Coding region: 36-4763 (1575 amino acids)
Cellular component (GO): mRNA cleavage and polyadenylation specificity factor complex
Source: RefSeq, a predicted model, not a curated record